Molecule: messenger RNA, 1747 nt
Organism: Hevea brasiliensis (rubber tree)
Lineage: Eukaryota; Viridiplantae; Streptophyta; Magnoliopsida; Malpighiales; Euphorbiaceae
Product: calcium-transporting ATPase 4, endoplasmic reticulum-type-like
Exons: 6
Coding region: 36-1667 (543 amino acids)
Biological process (GO): calcium ion transmembrane transport; intracellular calcium ion homeostasis
Cellular component (GO): membrane
Molecular function (GO): P-type calcium transporter activity; ATP binding; ATP hydrolysis activity
Source: RefSeq, a predicted model, not a curated record
UUGCGACACUUGAGUUUGAUCGUGAUAGAAAAUCCAUGGGUGUUAUUGUCAACUCCCCUACAGGGAAGAAUUCUUUGCUAGUGAAGGGUGCUGUAGAAAAUGUACUAGAGAGAAGUGCUAAAAUGCAGUUGCAGGAUGGUUCUGUUAUACCACUGGAUGAUAAGUCAAAGAAACUUAUUUUAAAUGCGCUUCAUGAAAUGUCAAGCAGUGCAUUAAGGUGUUUGGGCUUUGCUUACAAAGAUGAGCUUCCUGAAUUUGAAACAUAUGAUGGCAGUGAAGAACAUCCGGCUCAUGAGCUUUUACUUAAACCAUCAAAUUAUUCCUCAAUUGAGAGCCAACUGAUUUUUGUUGGCCUGGUUGGGCUUAGGGAUCCUCCUCGGAAAGAGGUAUACCAAGCAAUUCAAGACUGUAGAGCAGCCGGUAUUCGUGUAAUGGUUAUUACAGGAGAUAACAAGAAUACAGCAGAAGCUAUAUGUCGGGAAAUUGGUGUAUUUGGAGCUGAAGAAGACAUUAGUUCAAGAAGUUUAACGGGGAAAGAGUUCAUGGAAUUGGAAGAUCAGAUAGCACAUCUCAGACAAAGUGGUGGGCUUCUGUUUUCAAGAGCUGAACCAAGACACAAGCAAGAGAUAGUGGCGCUGCUUAAGGAGGAAGGAGAGGUAGUUGCCAUGACUGGGGACGGAGUGAAUGAUGCACCUGCCCUGAAACUGGCUGAUAUUGGGGUUGCAAUGGGCAUUGCUGGAACAGAGGUUGCGAAAGAAGCUUCUGACAUGGUAUUGGCAGAUGAUAAUUUUAGCACAAUUGUCGCUGCCGUUAGCGAAGGAAGAUCUAUCUAUAAUAAUAUGAAGGCUUUUAUCAGGUACAUGAUCUCGUCAAAUAUUGGUGAAGUAGCCUCUAUAUUCUUAACAGCAGCUUUAGGCAUACCUGAAGGGCUGAUACCUGUUCAGCUUCUGUGGGUCAAUCUUGUUACAGAUGGACCACCUGCCACAGCCCUGGGAUUCAAUCCUCCAGAUAAGGACAUAAUGAAGAAGCCUCCCCGUAGAAGGGGUGAUUCAUUGAUCACUGCCUGGAUUUUAUUCCGCUAUCUGGUCACUGGGAUUUAUGUAGGGAUAGCAACUGUAGGCGUAUUCGUCAUUUGGUACACCCAUGAAUCCUUCUUGGGAAUUAACCUUACUGGAGAUGGCCACACCCUUGUUACAUACUCGCAACUAACCAACUGGGAUCAAUGCUCAUCCUGGGAAAAUUUUUCUGUAUCACCCUUCACCGCUGGAGCUCGGGUUUUAUCCUUCGAAAAUAACCCGUGUGAUUACUUCCAGGGGGGCAAAGUGAAAGCCACAACUCUCUCACUCUCUGUAUUGGUUGCAAUUGAAAUGUUUAACUCUCUCAAUGCCCUUUCUGAAGAUGGGAGUCUCUUGAUAAUGCCUCCAUGGGCCAAUCCCUGGCUCCUUUUGGCCAUGUCCUUCUCAUUUAGUCUGCACUUCUUGGUCCUGUAUGUGCCGUUCCUAUCUCGAGUAUUCGGCAUUGUGCCUCUUAGCUUUAAAGAGUGGCUCUUGGUUUUUGCUGUUGCUUUCCCGGUGAUUCUGAUAGAUGAAAUUCUGAAGUUUAUGGGGAGGUUGGCAAACAAGCAUCCAACUUCCAGCAGAAGUAAAUCAAAGCUUAAGGGAGAGUGAGAUUACUUGUCACCUCAUCUGCAUUGAGUUGCUACAGCCGCUCCCAUACACAUAAAUAUAUAUAUCUAUAAUGAGUUGCU